GAACUUUAUUUUAACACGGGGAUGUCCUAAACUGUGACAGCUGCCAGUGGGAUUUCUAGUAAUAUGAAAUACCUUAUAGGGUGUAACCCUUUAGUUUUCUCCCUCCUCCUUGGAGGGGAGGGGAGGAAGGAAGGGGGAGGGCUUACACUUGUUUUAACAGUGGACCUUGGCACUUGACUUACUUUCAGUUUUCUAACGGGUUCCGAGUGCUGUGCAGAUGCCUCUGUUCUGCAGGCAGUUUCACGUCUAGUUUGACAGACACUAUGGAUGGAUUUAAGUAUACCUGCCUGGACUUCUUCCUCACUUGUGUUGGUCUGUUGUUCCUGCUGCUCGACAUAGUGCUGGAUAUCUUUACCGUUGUGUCUUUCUACGAGGAGAAGAACUAUGUGUGUCUUGGUGUCCUGGUGCUGUUUCUGGUGGGCUCGUCAGUUCUUGUUCAGGCCUUCAGCUGGCUGUGGUAUAGCUUUGAUGAGUCUGAGAGGGAAACAAAAGUUGAGAAAUGCGUGAGUCGGAGCCAACUCAAGCUGCUUCAUGUUUUCCAGCUGGGAAUCUACUUCAGGCAUGCAGGUGUUGUGGAGAUGUCUCUACGCCGCUUCUUCUCUAAAGAACGUGACAGUGAAGGUUUGGCAGCACACCUGAGCCACGACCUCAGCUUGCUGCGGCUCAUAGAGACGUUUUCAGAGAGCUCCCCUCAGCUCGUCCUCAUGCUCACUCUCACCCUGCAGCGGGGUGAACUCAGUCAUUGGCCAGUGUUGAAGGCACUCGGGUCAGCCUUAGCCAUCGCUACCAGUGUGACCAUGUACCACCGCUUCAUGCGCUCCUUCCUGCCCAAGAAGGCGAAGCAGGGGCCCCUGUCCUCGUUGGUUUACUUCCUCUGGAACUUCCUUCUCAUCGUGUCUCGCCUCGUUGCCCUCGCCCUGUUCACCUCUGUUCUGCCCUGCUUCAUCUUCACCCACUUCUUUUGCUCAUGGCUGUUUUUUUUCUUCUUCAUCUGGAGGUGCAAAACCGACUUCAUGGAUACCCCUUGUGGAGAGUGGCUUUACCGUGCCACCGUGGGCCUCAUUUGGUACUUUGACUGGUUUAAUGUGGGCACAGGAAAGACGAGGAACAAGACUGUGAUCUACCAUGGGUGCAUGCUGGUUGAUAUCACCGUCCUCUGUGGCUUGUGGUACUGGAAGAUGAUCACAGACCCACCUUAUUUUCAAAUCCCACAGUUGUAUGCUAUAAUCAUAGCCGCCAGUGUUGUUUUACUUUAUGUUUUUGGUCUCUUAUGUAAAAUAAUAUAUUACAAGUUUUACCAUCCAAGCCUCACCAAAGACGAGUUAAAAGAGAGCCCAACAGAACAAGGACAAGUUACUGCUACUGGAGAUGAAGUGGACAAUUUAGUUGUUACAGAUCGCAGCAUGCCGAGCCCAGCACCCGAAGUUAGACACUACAAUAAAAGAAUGAGGAAGUUGGCCGAGAACUUCUACGCCUCCUGACCUGCAUCACUUGACAUCCACCGGACAAGGAGGCCAGAUUGAAACUGAGUCAUGCAACCAUCAGUCAAGCAGCCUUCGUUAACGUGAUCAUCGGGCUGUGUGUGGGAUGGUGGACUAUGACACAAUCUCAUGGGAGAUGACUUCAGUUCACAUCCAGACUGCUGGAUUCUUGUAAUCCUCCUCUGCACUGCUGCUGUCUACCAAGGCACAUAAACCC
Messenger RNA from Scomber japonicus (chub mackerel), 1698 nucleotides. RefSeq names its product XK-related protein 8-like. The record is from RefSeq and is a predicted model, not a curated record. Gene Ontology annotation, cellular component: plasma membrane. Gene Ontology annotation, biological process: phosphatidylserine exposure on apoptotic cell surface; apoptotic process involved in development; engulfment of apoptotic cell. The coding region runs from base 264 to 1481 and encodes 405 amino acids. The transcript is spliced from 3 exons. NCBI's taxonomy places the organism in Eukaryota, Metazoa, Chordata, Actinopteri, Scombriformes, Scombridae.